ACCAACACUGGCAAUGACUGUAGGAAAUUUGCUGGUCAUAUCACAAAUUGUUUAAAGCGUACGCUAUUCUGAAAUAUAUAGUUAAAAUUAUAAAUUUUUACUGUUGUGAAGAAAACCUUGGAAAUCAAGCAAAAUGUCUCGUGGAAGUUCUGCCGGUUUCGAUAGACACAUUACUAUCUUCUCACCCGAGGGACGCCUCUACCAAGUUGAAUAUGCAUUUAAAGCAAUUGGACAGGAAAAUAUUACUACGGUAGCCCUCAAGAGCGGUGACUGUGCCGUGGUGGCCAGCCAGAAGAAGGUAACCGAGAAAAAUAUUGUGCCCGAAACGGUAAGCCAUUUGUUUCGCGUAACCAGGAAUAUAGGCUGCGCCAUGACUGGGCGCAUUGCUGAUUCUCGCUCUCAAGUGCAGAAGGCACGAUAUGAGGCUGCUAACUUCCAGUAUAAAUACGGCUACGAAAUGCCAGUGGAUGUACUUUGUCGUCGCAUCGCAGACAUCAAUCAGGUCUACACGCAAAAUGCUGAAAUGCGUCCCCUCGGCUGCAGCAUGGUGUUGAUUGCCUACGACGAUGAACUGGGACCUAGUGUUUACAAAACCGAUCCUGCUGGCUAUUUCAGUGGCUACCGUGCCUGCUCCGUUGGCGCCAAAGUGAUUGAGGCCAACAGUUAUCUGGAAAAGAAAUACAAGAAUAAUCUGUCCGAGGAAAAGACCAUACAAUUGGCCAUCACCUGUUUGUCUCAUGUGCUAGCCAUUGAUUUUAAGCCUAAUGGCAUUGAGAUUGGUAUUGUGAGCAAAUCUCAGCCAGCAUUCCGUAUGCUUGACGAAAAGGAGAUCGAGGAUCACCUCACCAAGAUUGCCGAAAAGGACUAAGUCGCUCGGUCUAGAUGUAUGUAUAUUUUGCAUAAUUUUUGAAUGAAAAUAAAACACGGAUGUUUAGGGAUUUGA
This is a messenger RNA of Drosophila willistoni, 943 nucleotides long. RefSeq names its product proteasome subunit alpha type-6. The record is from RefSeq and is a predicted model, not a curated record. Gene Ontology annotation, biological process: ubiquitin-dependent protein catabolic process. The coding region runs from base 134 to 868 and encodes 244 amino acids. Gene Ontology annotation, cellular component: proteasome core complex; nucleus; cytosol. NCBI's taxonomy places the organism in Eukaryota, Metazoa, Arthropoda, Insecta, Diptera, Drosophilidae. The transcript has 4 exons.